Messenger RNA from Scleropages formosus (Asian bonytongue), 3117 nucleotides. Its product is annotated as transcription regulator protein BACH2-like. The record is from RefSeq and is a predicted model, not a curated record. Gene Ontology annotation, molecular function: RNA polymerase II cis-regulatory region sequence-specific DNA binding; protein binding; DNA-binding transcription factor activity, RNA polymerase II-specific. The transcript is spliced from 7 exons. NCBI's taxonomy places the organism in Eukaryota, Metazoa, Chordata, Actinopteri, Osteoglossiformes, Osteoglossidae. Gene Ontology annotation, biological process: regulation of transcription by RNA polymerase II. Bases 394 to 2841 code for a protein of 815 amino acids.
GAGGGGGCUCGGUGACGUCAGCGCUCGAAUGUCAACAAUGUAGCGAUUGAGGAGUAGGCGUUCCAGUACAGCGUAGCAGAACGGAGGAGACGGAGGAGGCGCGCCGCCGCUGGGCUCCGCGCGCACUCACACUCUCUCUCUUUCACACACACACACACGCACGCAGUGGCUACUAACCACCGAGGUCCCCCCCCCCCCUUCACCCAACAAAAGAGCCCGAACUGCACACCGAAACACAAUUUACUCCGCAACCCUGGGAGCGAAAGCGCUGACCCGUUCUGGAAGGAAGUCACCAUGUGAGAAAAAAAUGUGAUUUUCUGCGCGUACAUAAGGCUGAACUGCAAAGAAGAAAAAAAAAAAAAACGAAAGUUGAAGGUUCCUUCAUUUAUCUUGAUGCAGAAGAUGAGGUUCCUCUUUGUCCACAGAAAGAGGAAGGGCGAGAGCGGAAUGUCCGUGGAUGAGCAGCCGGAGGCCCCCAUGUACGUGUAUGAGUCGACGGUCCACUGCGCCAACGUGCUCCUGUGCCUGAAUGACCAGCGCAAGCAGGACCUCCUGUGCGACGUGACAGUGCUGGCGGAGGGAAAGGAGUUCCGCGCGCACCGCGCCGUGCUGGCCGCCUGCAGCGAGUACUUCCUGCAGGUGCUUGCGGGCCAGGCGGAACAUGACCCGGUCAUCGGCUUGCCCGAGGAGGUCACGGCCAGGGGCUUUGCCCCGCUGCUGCAGUUUGCCUACACCGCCAAGCUGCUGCUCAGCCGCGACAACAUCCGGGAAGUGGUCCGCUGUGCCGAGUUCCUGCGCGUGCACAACCUGGAGGACUCCUGCUUCCGCUUCCUCGAGGCGCAGCUGCUGAGCAAGGAGCGUGGGCUCCUGCGCUGCCCAAAGGCCGAGGAGGACAUCUCUGAGGAUGAGCAAACUCGGCCUGAGGCGCGGCCCGAUGUGCCGGCGGAGGUCACCGGCAGUGUCGCCGAUGGCCAGAGCGGCGGGGCGAAUUCCGAGCUGCCUCGCUGCCCCAAAUACCGGAAAUAUCAGUGGGCCUGCACCAAGCACAACAACAGCACCUCCUCACACACCAGUACCUCAGGUUUCCCAAGCACGCUUACGGAGACCGCCACGGAUGGCCCAGCCAGGCUGCCCGUCACACAGAUCAAGGAUGAGCCGCGGAUGGGGGAGGAAACUCUGCCGCUGUGUCUGUCCGGAGACGAGCGGGACCCCCGGGAAAAGGAUGGGAUUUCGGAGAUGGAAAUGGACAUGGACUUCAUGCAGCAAAGCCCCAUUUCUGCAGAGCGACCCAGGAACCACAAGUCACCCAACUGCCUCCGCUCCUUCUUCAAGAAGAACAUGAACUUGGUCAGCCUGCCCAGCUCUUCACAGCAGCUGCUUGCCGAGAGACUUUCUUGCCCCCAAGACAAAAGAGCCUCUCAGGGUGACCACAACAAUGAUUACGGUCCUUUUUCUGGGGAACUGGGCUUGCCUCUGACGUCCCUCAAGGAGAUUGAUACUUUCCCCGUUGGACUCUCGCUCAAGUCAGCGUCUUGCGAUGGGGUCUGCAAGCAGGAAGCGGAGCUGGACCGUAAGAGCGUUAUAUUUUCCUCAGGGGCUUGUGAGCGACUGGGAACCCCAGCACAUUCGUACCCUGGCGGAAACACUCUGGACAGGGAACUCACGGAGAUGGUGCCCAAGGGCCUGUGGGCUGGCGCCAGCCAAUCCUUGCCAUGUUCACAGACCUACCCUUCGAGCGUGGGUGCGGGGGAGCCCGUGACACACUGCCGCUCACGUCCUAAGUCAAGCUGCCCUGUUCCGAUCAAGGUAUGUCCUCGCUCUCCACCCUCGGAGACCCGGACCCGCACCUCCAGCUCCUGCUCCUCCUACUCUUACGCCGAGGACGGGAGCGGCGGCUCACCCUGCAGCCUGCCUCAGUUCGAGUUCUCCUCCUCGCCUUGCUCCGGCAUGACGCGCUGCCUGGCUGGUGAACACCAAGACCAGGGUGUGGCCGGGGAUACGGUUUUCGGUCAGGGGCGUCCCGAGAUCAAGUGCGAGCGCUCGUACGGCACCAACUCCAGUGACGAUUCGGGGUCUUUCUCGGAGGGGGACAGCGAGCCAUGUCACGCGCGGGAACGACGCUCAGAGGUCAAACUUCCUUUCCCAGUCGAUCAAAUCACAGAUCUUCCACGCAACGACUUCCAAAUGAUGGUAAAAAUGCACAAGUUGACCUCGGAGCAGCUGGAGUUCAUCCAUGACGUGCGGCGCCGGAGCAAGAACCGCAUCGCAGCGCAGCGCUGUCGCAAACGCAAACUGGACUGCAUCCAGAACCUGGAGAGCGAGAUCCGCAAACUGGUGUGUGAAAAGGAGAAGCUGCUGACUGAGCGGAACCAGCUGAAGGCCUGCAUGGGCGAGCUGUGGGAGAACUUCUCCUGCCUGUCCCAGGAGGUGUGCCGCGACGUGCAGCUGAGCCCGGAACAGGUCCAGUCUCUCCACCGCUACUGCUCAACGGUGCCGCGGACCGUGGAAUCUGGCACCGCCUGCUCCGCCCCCUUCACCGUCACAGCCAACGCCACCACCAGCAUCGACCUCACCGUCAAUUCGGACUCUCCCAUCCCCGAGCCGGGCUUCCCCGCAUCCCCUUGCCCUUCUGAAAGGGAGCCUGGCUCCGCCCCCUGGGAGGCGGUCAAUGAUGCUAAUGCUCUGAGGGGUGUUAUGGCAUGGGAGGGGCAUCACUCAGGCCCCUCCGACGAGGCCGGGUCUUCGUUUGAACGCUGCAGCCAGACCGUAACGGUCGACUUUUGCCAGGAAAUGACUGAUAAAUGUACAACUGACGAACAACCCCGAAAGGAUUGCACCUAACGCCUGGAAAGAAAGAAAAAAGAAAAAGAAAGAAAGAAAGAAAGAAAGACAGAAAGAGGUGCGAUAACACGUACUGAGCUAGGACCCCCCCCCCCCAUCCCCCCACGUCAGCAAUAUCAGUAUCGCCAGUACACCACUGGUAGUGUUUUUAUACUCUGUAAGCACUUCCUUUGCAGAUGUCGCUUUGAAAUGUAAAUAAUAAGGAACUAUGGAGUGUCACUUGUGCAUGGAAAUGUUUUGUCAGAAUAAGUUCAGUUUUUGUUUUCUUGCUCCCCC